This is a messenger RNA of Ogataea angusta, 1821 nucleotides long. RefSeq lists its product as uncharacterized. NCBI's taxonomy places the organism in Eukaryota, Fungi, Ascomycota, Pichiomycetes, Pichiales, Pichiaceae. The record is from RefSeq and is a predicted model, not a curated record. The transcript has a single exon. Gene Ontology annotation, molecular function: ATP binding; nucleic acid binding. Bases 1 to 1821 code for a protein of 606 amino acids. Gene Ontology annotation, cellular component: nucleolus.
AUGGCGGCAGAAAAUAAGCUGACGUGGGACUCCUUGCCUUACCAAAUACUUCCCUGGCUUCGGGAAGCUUUGGUCACAAGGGGUUACGAGAAUAUGACUCCUGUGCAGGCCUCAGUAAUCCCUUUGUUCUCUGGAAACAAGGAUGUUGUGGUACAAGCUGUGACGGGUUCCGGUAAAACACUGGCAUUUGUAAUUCCAGUGUUGGAGAAAUUAUGUCAUUUCCUACGUGAAGAGUCAGCAUUCAAAAGAGGGCAUUUUGGAUCCUUGAUUAUAUGUCCUACUAAAGAGCUAGCAUUUCAAAUAGAAGCGGUCAUCAAUAAUCUCGUUGAAUUAUGCCCUGACAGCGAUUAUCAACUGAAAACUCAAGCUGUCCUUGGGGGUGUGGGAUCUGUAUCGACAGAUGUACAGAAUUUCUUGAAAUCUCGAGCGCAAAUUAUCAUCGCGACUCCAGGGAGAGCAUUGGAAUUUUUACAACAAUCUGUGGUAAAGUCCUCCAGUUGUCAAGUUUUAGUUUUGGAUGAAGCUGACCGUUUACUUGAUCACGAUUUCAAUUCAGAAAUGUCCUUGAUUGCCAAAAUUUUGCCUCGACAGAAAAGGGUGGGAAUGUUUUCUGCAACUAUGUCUGCAGUGAUCGAUGAUGUGUUCAAGCUUGGUAUGACCAAUCCUGUUCGUAUCACUGUGAAAUCUGAUCACUUAAGCAAGAAGCUGGUACCCUCAAAGCUAAAGUUGUUUUAUAGCAUUGUUCCAGCCGAUGAAAAAAUAGGGCUUCUCUUCCAUAUGCUGGAAUCUUAUCAAUUCAAAAGGGCUAUUGUUUAUUUUCCCACAUGUGUGUGUGUUUCUCACUUCUAUUUGUUACUCAAUCAUCUCUUGUCCUGUUUGAAAAAGAAAGUCGAAGAUUACGAAGUUAUGAAACUAUAUUCCUUGCACGGCAAGCUGCAGCUGGAAACUAGGAUAAAAACGCUGUCUCGCUUCUCUGGGGUCUCAGAAUGUAAGAACGUGCUGCUCAGUACGGAUGUUGCGGCUAGAGGAUUAGAUAUACCGGAUGUCGAUCUCGUUAUACAACUCGAUCCCCCUACAGACCCUGACGUAUUUGUCCACAGAUGUGGGCGGGCGGGUCGUGCUGGAAAAACAGGCACUGCUGUGGUGUUCUUGACUCCAGGCCUUGAAGAAAGCUACGUUGAAUUCAUGGGUCUGAGGAAUGUCGAGUUACACCAUCUUAGCCAUGCUCAUUACAAUCCUCAAAAAUUUGAAUGGAUUGAUAUGGAAUCUCGUGCCUGGUUACUUGCUGAUAGAGCUAGACAUGAGAUUGCGACAAAAGCGUUUGUGACUUACAUCCGACAUUACUCUAAACAUUCUGCUGCAUCUAUAUUCAGAGUUUCUGCCUUGGACUAUUGGAAACUCGCAAAAGGGUUUUCUCUUUUCAGGUUCCCGAAGAUGCCAGAAAACAAGUUCAUAAAUGAUUUUCCUGACGGGGGAUUUAUUGAUAAAAGUGUGGAUUUUGAAAGGUAUUCGUACCUGGGCACUCAGAAGGAGAACGCAAGAUUACAAAAUAUUAAUUCAUCUUCAAAAGCAAUGCAGCUCAAUGAAGCAAGGCUCGCUGUAAAUGCACGGAAGGAAAAGAACUUACCUUGGAGCAAGAGGUCGAAGUCUAAUUCUAACGAAAGUCAGUCGUCGUUAAGCUCCAAGGAACGGAAAGUUAAGGAACGGUUAUUGUUACCGGAUGAUGGAAUUCAAGAGAUACAGGAUGAUUGGAAAGACCUCGUGAGGGCCAAUAAGAGACGAAAGGCCAGCGAAAUUACGGGUGUUUUUGAUGAAUUAUGA